AUGGUUUUCCCGAAAACAUAUCCGCAGCAUAAAACAACGGCGGCGCUGAGCACGGCUCUGUUCAACAACGGGUUAAGCUGUGGUGCUUGCUUCGAGAUACGAUGCCAGAACGACGGCAAAUGGUGUCUCCCUGGCUCAAUCGUCGCCACAGCGACUAACUUCUGCCCGCCAAACAACGCUCUACCUAACAACGCAGGAGGUUGGUGUAACCCUCCUCAGCUGCAUUUCGAUCUCUCUCAGCGUGUCCCCGUUGCAUACAGAAGAGUGCCUUGCGUGAGAAGGGGAGGAAUACGGUUUACUAUAAACGGACAUUCUUACUUCAACCUUGUUCUGAUUACGAACGUCGGAGGAGCUGGAGAUGUUCACUCAGCGUGGGUUAAAGGGUCAAGAACAGGAUGGCAAGCAAUGUCGAGAAACUGGGGACAAAACUGGCAGAGUAACUCUUACCUGAACGGACAAGCUCUCUCUUUCAAAGUCACAACCAGUGAUGGUCGGACCAUCGUUUCUAACAACGUCGCUUCUGCGGGAUGGUCCUUUGGCCAGACCUUCACCGGCGCACAGAUACGCUAGAAAGGGGUGAUUUCGUAAAAAAAACUCAUAUAUCAUUUGACUAAGUGAAAACAAGUGGUUCUUGUGUGUUGUAGAAAGAUUGGAAAGGUGGCAUAUUAGUAAUUUGGUCCGUUCUUGCCUAAAAAGAAGUGGUGCUUCGAGUGCUUGAUUUUCCACAAAGCCUUGAUGACGACGUCUUUUGGGAUCUUCUUUCUAUUAUUGGUAAGGUUUGUUUGAAGUUAUACUGAUGCAGAGGUGGAGUUAAGUACCACCCGCUACUAGUAAAUUUCUCGUGUAGUUUGUAUGUCCCCUCUUGAAGCGAGAGGGAGAGUUUCAGCUUUCAAGAAUUAGUAGAUUGUAUUAUGUCGUUAAGUCAUCAUCUACGUUGUAAAUUUUCAAUUAUUACAAGGAAUAUUGGAGAUUUGUAAGUUUCAAAAAAAUUUAUAUAUUGGAGAUUUGUUAUUCUAAUU
This is a messenger RNA of Raphanus sativus (radish), 1019 nucleotides long. Its product is annotated as expansin-A1. Gene Ontology annotation, cellular component: extracellular region. The record is from RefSeq and is a predicted model, not a curated record. Gene Ontology annotation, biological process: plant-type cell wall organization. NCBI's taxonomy places the organism in Eukaryota, Viridiplantae, Streptophyta, Magnoliopsida, Brassicales, Brassicaceae.